AACUUUGAAAGACUGCAGGUGAUGGACAAGAUGGGACUUCUGUGGUGUGUAAUGAGUCUCUACUUCUAUGGGAUCUUGCAAAGUGAUGCCUCGGAACGCUGCGAUGACUGGGGACUAGAUACCAUGAGGCAGAUCCAAGUGUUUGAAGAUGAGCCAGCUCGCAUCAAGUGCCCACUCUUUGAACACUUCUUGAAAUAUAACUACAGCACAGCCCAUUCAGCUGGCCUUACUCUGAUCUGGUAUUGGACUAGGCAGGACCGGGACCUUGAGGAACCAAUUAACUUCCGUCUCCCAGAGAACCGCAUUAGUAAGGAGAAAGAUGUGCUCUGGUUCCGGCCCACCCUCCUCAAUGACACGGGCAACUAUACCUGCAUGCUAAGGAAUACCACAUAUUGCAGCAAAGUUGCAUUUCCUCUGGAAGUUGUCCAAAAAGCUAGCUGCUUCAAUUCUCCCAUGAAAAUCCCAGUGCAUAAACUGUAUAUAGAAUAUGGUGUUCAGAAGAUCACUUGUCCAAAUAUAGAUGGAUACUUUCCUUCCAGUGUCAAACCAGCCAUCACUUGGUAUAUGGGAUGUCAAAAAGUACAGGACUUUCAUAAUGUGGUACCUGAAGGCAUGAACUUGAGUUUUCUCUUAGCCUUGUUUUCAAAUAAUGGAAAUUACACAUGCGUUGUUACAUAUCCAGAAAAUGGGCGUGCAUUCAAUCUCACCAGGACUCUGGCUGUAAAGGUGGUAGGCUCUCCAUACUCUGCAUUGCCCCCCCAGAUCCACUUACCCAAUGAUCUUGUGGUCUAUGAGAAAGAACCAGGAGAGGAGCUGCUCAUUCCCUGUAAAGUCUUUUUCACUUACCUGAAGGACUCUCGCAAUGAGGUCUGGUGGACCAUUGAUGGGAAAAAGACAGAUGACACCACUAUUGACGUAACUGUUGAUGAAAGUGUGAGUGUGGCUGCUCUGGAAGAUGAAACAAGAACUAUGACUCUGAGCAUCAAGAAAGUUAGUGCUGAAGAUCUCAAACGCAACUAUGUUUGUCAUGCUAGAAAUGGCAAAGGGGAGGUUGAGCAGCCAGCCAAGGUGAAACAGAAAGUGAUUGCUCCAAGAUACACAGUGGAACUGGCCUGUGGUUUUGGAGUCACAGUCCUGCUCGUGGUGAUUCUCAUUGUUGUUUACCAUGUUUACUGGCUGGAGAUGGUCCUAUUUUACCGAGCCCAUUUUGGAACAGAUGAAACCAUUUUAGAUGGGAAGGAAUAUGAUAUUUAUGUAUCCUAUGCAAGGAAUGCUGAAGAAGAAGAAUUUGUAUUGCUGACCCUCCGUGGAGUUUUGGAGAAUGAAUUUGGAUAUAAGCUGUGCAUCUUUGACAGAGACAGUCUGCCUGGGGGAAUUGUCACAGAUGAGACCUUGAGCUUCAUUCAGAAAAGCAGACGCCUCCUGGUUGUCCUAAGCCCCAACUACGUGCUCCAGGGAACCCAAGCCCUUCUGGAGCUCAAGGCUGGCCUAGAAAACAUGGCCUCUCGGGGAAACAUCAACGUCAUUUUAGUACAGUACAAAGCUGUAAAGGAGACGAAGGUGAAAGAGCUGAAGAGGGCUAAGACGGUGCUCACGGUCAUUAAAUGGAAAGGGGAAAAAUCCAAGUAUCCACAGGGCAGGUUCUGGAAGCAGCUGCAGGUGGCCAUGCCAGUGAAGAAAAGUUCCAGGUGGUCUAGAAGUGGAGAGCAGGGUCUCUCCUACUCAUCUUUGAAAAAUGUAUGAAAGGGACAAUGAAAGGGGUAAACAGAGCCCUGGGUACCCCAGGAAGGAAGAAACCUUCUUGAUACCCAAUGUAUUGUUUCAUGGACAGAAAACAAUUCUAUGGAAGCCUCCCCAUAGGGUUAAAUUCAGGGUGACUGGUUGUGUUUCCUCAGGCAAUACUAAGAUUUAGAAUGAUCAUGCCACCAGUCUGUUACCAGUGUUCAAUGUCACUAUGUUCUUUGCAGGUAAAGACUUGGAUGAUGUGAAUUUUUUCUUCUGCAUCUUCUCUAUUACUGUUCUUACAUGAUCUCUCUCUCUCUCUCUCUCUCUCUCUCUCUCUCUCUCUCUCUCUCUCUCUCUCUCUCUCGUUAACAUUAUAGGGCUGCCUUUGCCUAUGGUUUGAAAGACCCCGUGAAGAUAAGUCAUCUGUUAAUAGGGUCAUUAUGAGUUUCCAAGUAUAGUUUUCUUCUUCUUUUAUUAUUACUCAUCUAUUAAAAAGAUAAUCAGGGUCUGAAUAUACUUUAGCUGGAUAAGGAGCUCUUUUGCUCAUUCUGCUGUACCACAAGCCAUCACAGUAAGACUGACACCCCCUUGGACAAUUCAAAGCAGUAUUACUAAAAGUUAUUCUUAUAAUAAUUGAUUUAAAGAUUCUUAUAAUUGAUUUAUAAUUGCCUGCAUUUUCUCCUAUUAUAUCCCCAUGUGCCUCUAUCUCAGGUAAAUGAUGGCAUAUUUUUCAACUUGAAAAAUAGAAUUUUUUAUUGUAGUAAACUUCUGACUAUCUGUAGGUCAGCCCAUGUUUAUCCUUCCCUCUCUAUUGUAACUUGCUUAUGUCGGCCACUCGGAGUUUACAAGUGGCUCCACACUUGGUUCAGUUUGAUAGGAAGUUUAUCCUAAUGGUGCUAAUAGAGUGAGAUAAUGGCAAAUUUCUCUGAGGGUAUUUUCUGGCUUGUAAUAAAAGAGCAGAGCAGAGUGUUUGGUCAUUUGUCUUUUAAUCUCAGCCUUAUUAAUGUGAAUAUUAGGAAAGUGAUUUCUCUUCGCUUGUUUCUCUCUUCUCAUUUUAAAGUGUGAAAGUUAAACUCAGUGACCUCGAGAGCUGCUUUUAGCAUUAAUACUCUAAAAGGAUUAACUGAACCCUUAGUAUUGUCCCUAUUUUAUUUACUCCAAACAAGUCAGCUGAAAGAUCACUGUCAAUGUAACUUGUCUUAGCUUGUUUUUUAGUAAAGUUUCACUGUUCUUAAGACUUGGAAAAGUAAAAACUUAGUCUAGAGUUUACAGAGUGAAAUAUAAGUACAUAUACAUGUGUAUAUACUUAUAUAUACACACAAAAUUAUAUACAUAUGUGUAUCUAAAUUGCAUAUAGAUACACAUGAAUUAUAUACGUAUAUAUACACAUAUAUACAUACAUGAAUUAUGUUUGCAUAUAUGCAUACAUAUAUACAAUGUACACAUAUAUAUACAUAUAUAUGCAUAUUACUUUAGUCAUUAGCACAGUACUACAAGCCACUGGAACUCUUGUCCAAACUUUAAAUUGUUUUUACUGUAAUGCUUUUGUGUUAGUGUUUUCUACACAUUAACAUUAUUUGUGAUUUCACAGAUCAUAGUGGUAGCUGUUGUUAGUUCUUGCCUUUCCUAAAUUAGCUUGAAUACUUUACUCCUGCUAGAGCUUAUCUGGGUUCAGUGGAAUCUGUUGUGCACAGAUCUUCCAUGGUCACGCUAAGCAGUAGCCAAUCAUCUGGCAUUAUUUGAUCAUCUACUAUGUUUGAGGCACAUAUACUUAACAACUAAGCUAUGUGAAUCUCAGUGCUCAACUACUGGAGAAAUAAAUCUCUAUUUGGACUAUUGAGUAAUAAAAAAGAAAAGAAAAAGCCUAUAAGUGAGCCUGAGUAUCCUAUGAAACACCAUUAUUCAUAAUUUAAGGAAAUCCUCAUUCAGUAGUAUGAAUGUUGUUAAGCAAUUCCAAAACUAUCUUUUUACAGUUAAAAGCCCUUCAGCAGAUUUCUUUAUAGAGGAGUUAUUGAUUAUUUUAGUAAUAAAAGCAUGACUAUAAAACUGUUCUAGAAGUCAUUCUGGAACUUAACAUUUUUAGCCUUAUUAAUGCUUUUCCUUGCUACAAACCACAAUUACUCCUCCUAUCAAUCCUUCAUUCACAAGACCAGGAGAGACUUACUCCAGAUAAGCUUUGUAUUUCAAAUUCUUGCAUUAGCUUUAGGUAAAUGGGGGGGGGGGGUGUCCCAUCACCAAGGGUCCAUUCUCUUGCCAAUACUGCAUUCUUUUUGCACGUUUGAAUUUAAUAUUUAUCCUAAAGGCUGUUCUGUGCCCCUAGGAAUAUCUUGACAUUUUCCCCCUAUUUAUAUUCUUGUCUUUGGUACUGAGCUUUUCUAAAUGCUAAAAUCAAAAGCAUCUCAAAUUUCUAUGAUGUGUCUCAUUCUAAGAUAAUUUUUCAAGCUUUUUGUUUGUUUUUUUAUGUCCCAGAAGAUGCCUAAUACUGAAUAUUUGAAGGAGAUGGGGAAACAUAAUUUAGAAAGCAGGGAGAAUCUCUUUCUCAUGUUAAAGACAAAACAAAAGAACAUGUCUCUAAGGUUAAAAAAAAAAAAACCUUAAUGGUUUCAGAUAUGGGAUAUAAAGACCUUCUGCACCCAAGUUAACAAAGGACCA
Messenger RNA from Myotis myotis, 4377 nucleotides. RefSeq names its product interleukin 1 receptor accessory protein (gene IL1RAP). The coding region runs from base 22 to 1743 and encodes 573 amino acids. Lineage: Eukaryota; Metazoa; Chordata; Mammalia; Chiroptera; Vespertilionidae. The transcript is spliced from 11 exons. Gene Ontology annotation, biological process: signal transduction. Gene Ontology annotation, molecular function: interleukin-1 receptor binding; interleukin-1 receptor activity. The record is from RefSeq and is a predicted model, not a curated record.